AUGGUGUCUUUCAUACUCUCGAGUCUUCUCAGCGUCUUCGCAGCCAUCGGCGGCGUGAUGUCUGCGCCUCUUAUGAGCACGGCACUUUCAGCCCGUGCAACACCUGCGGCCCCCCACUUCGUCAUUUACAGCGAUGAGUGGGUCUCUGGUGAGACCGGUCCUCCUGCUAUCAGCGAAAUCACAGGGUACAACGUCUUUGCCCUCUCGUUCUGGCUUACUUCCGGCCCAGUUGAUCAGGCUGAAGAGUGGGUUGAGCUUGACAAUGCCACACGAGCAUCUUACGUGACAACAUACCACGAUGCCGGGAUUUCUCUUAUUGUAUCUGCUUUCGGGUCCACGGAUACGCCUACGACUGACGGAUAUGAUCCUACAACCAUAGCCAAUGAUCUCGCGGCUUUCGUGUUGGAAUAUGAUCUUGACGGCGUUGAUAUUGACUACGAAGAUUUCGACGCCAUGAAUGCUCAGAAUGGAUCUGCAGAAGAUUGGUUGACCACUUUCACCCAAGUCCUUCGUGCAGCGCUUCCACAAGGUCAAUACAUUUUAACCCACGCACCUGUUGCUCCAUGGUUCUCCGCAUCGUACACCAGUGGUGCUUAUUUGACGGUCAACGCAAAUGUUGGGUCGUUAAUUGACUGGUACAAUUUCUACAAUCAGGGCACAACUGAGUACACAACGUGUACUGGCCUUAUUACAGAAUCGUCAACGGCGUGGCCAGACACUUCAGUGUUCCAGAUUGCAGCAGCAGGAGUAUCUUUAGACAAGUUGGUGAUCGGCAAGCCAGCCACCACUGCGGAUGCGACCAAUGGCUAUAUGAACACCACCUUACUCGCCCAGUGUGUGGAGAUGGCCUACGAGCAAGGAUGGGAUGCUGGUGUUAUGGUGUGGGAGUUCCCCGAUGCCGCAGCAUCCUGGAUUGAAGCUGUGCGGUCGCUCGCAUUCCCAGAAUAA
This is a messenger RNA of Suillus plorans, 948 nucleotides long. RefSeq names its product glycoside hydrolase family 18 protein. The transcript is spliced from 12 exons. NCBI's taxonomy places the organism in Eukaryota, Fungi, Basidiomycota, Agaricomycetes, Boletales, Suillaceae. The record is from RefSeq and is a predicted model, not a curated record. Gene Ontology annotation, biological process: carbohydrate metabolic process. Gene Ontology annotation, molecular function: hydrolase activity, hydrolyzing O-glycosyl compounds. The coding region runs from base 1 to 948 and encodes 315 amino acids.